AGUCAAAACUUGAAAAUAUUUCAUCCAAGGUCUGUGAUUUCUUCGGCUUUUGCUUUUUGCCGAUAUUUACAAAGAAAAUAAAUACAAUUUAACCACCAACGCGCUUUACCUUAAAACUGGCCAUGGCUUCUCCGUUGGAGCAGUUCGUCAACAAUGUUAGAACAAUGUCGGCUUCAGGUAAUUUCCGGGAGCUUUGUGAGAUUAUUGGCAAGUCUGACGAGGUGCUGCAGAGGAACACGGCGCACCUGAACAACGUGCUGGAGACGCUCGACAUGCAGCAGCACUCGCUCGGAGUGCUGGCUGUGUUGGUCGCUAAAUUCUCUUCUCAGGGUGCCAGUGAUGUUGACAAAUCAACCAUGUUUCAACAAAUCAGCGACUUCAUCAACAACUGUAAUGGUGAACAAGUUAGAUUUGCUCCAGAUUUAUAUGCUGAUCUAUGCCAUCUCCUGACCGAUCACCUGGUUGAAGUGAAGCAGCCACUCCGAGGAAUUGAGAUACUGAAGAAGGCAAUCAGAAAGAUCCAGCUGUUUGACUCGCAGCUCACAUCCAUCCACGCAGACCUCUGCCAGAUGUGCCUCCUGUCCAAAUGUAUUAAACCAGCCAUUGAGUUCUUAGAUACAGAUGUUACUGGCAUAGGGUCUGAGCUAGGAGGAAACAAUGACUCAAAGCAUUUCCUACUGUACUACUACUAUGGAGGCAUGAUAUACACGGCUAUGAAGAACUAUGAUAGAGCACUCUAUUUCCUUGAAGUUGUAGUCACAGUUCCCGCCAUGGUGGUCUCACACAUCAUGCUAGAAGCUUACAAGAAAUACAUCCUAGUGUCACUUAUUUUACAUGGAAAGAUUCUGCCAAUGCCCAAGUACACGUCGCAAGUGGUGUGCAGGUUCCUGAAGCCGCUCUCAGUGGCGUACCACGAGCUGGCCACAUCCGGGCACGCGGCCAUCAAACACAGGGACACAUUUGUGAGGGACCGGAAUAUGGGCUUGGUUAACCAGGUCCUGAGUUCGAUGUACAAGAAGAACAUUCAGCGGCUGACGCGGACGUUCCUCACUCUGUCGCUAGCGGACGUGGCGGCGCGGGUGCAGCUGCCCGGGCCCAAGCAGGCAGAGACCUAUAUACUCAAUAUGAUAGAGGAAGGCGAGAUAUACGCCAUGAUCAACCAGAAGGACGGCAUGGUGGUGUUCCUCGACUGCCCGGAGAAGUACGCGUCGCCUCAGACGCUGGGCGUGCUGGAACAACAGAUGGCGGCCUGCACCAAGCUACACCACCACAUACAGGAGAUGGAUGAGCAGAUACAGGUCAACCCGCAGUAUGUCAAGAAGUCAGUCGGCACUCACGAAGAGGAUCUCCCUGCGACGAGUCAAAAUGCAAAAACCACAUACUCAAUGUAAAAAUUACCUUAAAUGUAUGUAACCUUAAUCUUUUAGUUUUCAUAUAAUAACUGUAAAAUAAA
This is a messenger RNA of Plutella xylostella (diamondback moth), 1453 nucleotides long. RefSeq names its product COP9 signalosome subunit 3 (gene CSN3). NCBI's taxonomy places the organism in Eukaryota, Metazoa, Arthropoda, Insecta, Lepidoptera, Plutellidae. The record is from RefSeq and is a predicted model, not a curated record. Gene Ontology annotation, cellular component: COP9 signalosome. Gene Ontology annotation, biological process: ubiquitin-dependent protein catabolic process.